Messenger RNA from Pichia membranifaciens NRRL Y-2026, 813 nucleotides. RefSeq lists its product as hypothetical. The record is from RefSeq and is a predicted model, not a curated record. The transcript has a single exon. NCBI's taxonomy places the organism in Eukaryota, Fungi, Ascomycota, Pichiomycetes, Pichiales, Pichiaceae. The coding region runs from base 1 to 813 and encodes 270 amino acids.
AUGACAGCAGACACCGCCGAUGGCAGGAGCAACGAGCCUGCAAGCGGCUCCUCCAUAAUCCUGUCGAAGUUCAACACAGUGUACAGACACUCCGUGCUCGACAUAUUGACGUAUUAUGCUGAGAUCCCCACCGACCCGAACCCGGACAACAGCCCAUUAACGAGCCAGACGCCCACCGAUGCCCUCAACAGCAACAUCUCCCAGGCGACGGCCUCGCUGGGAAGCUCCCAGAACAGUAACUCCAUUUCCAACGUGAAACUGAAGAAUGUUGAUUUCGACCAGGUGACGAUCUGCUUCAAGCACCCACUGAUUGACAUGGAAAUGCUCAGGCCGAUUCCAUUUGACUCCAAAUGCAGCUCGUGGACCGAGGUCCAGCAAAAGUUGAUCGAGAUGGCCAAGAUAGCGGCACGGGCUCGCAGUCUAAGCCAUCUGAGGGUAUCUGGGAUCUCUUACCCAACGUCUCCGCUCAACCUUGCGAUAAUCUUCUGCGUUUUGUUGCUCCCGUUCGGUUACUACUGGCCGUCGAUCCUUUACGAGCACUUUUUUGCCAAGUACCUUCCUUUCAUGCUCUCCGUUAAGCCCUACCACAACUAUAUCUUAUACUCAACUAUUGCCGCCCAUUGCACAGAGUUCUACUUCUUUUUUGUGCCGAGACUCAGGCGGUUUCGGGUUCCUCUCGACUACGCUCUUGAGUGGGCCGUUCUCGUCCUGUUAGACGGAUAUGCUUCGGUGAGACGUUUCGACCGUUACGUGAAAAUGAUUUCUCCAGAUGACACCUACUACGACUUCACCAACAAUGACUAUUUCCUAUAA